Messenger RNA from Caenorhabditis sp. 36 PRJEB53466, 1539 nucleotides. NCBI's taxonomy places the organism in Eukaryota, Metazoa, Nematoda, Chromadorea, Rhabditida, Rhabditidae. The record is from the annotation of a GenBank genome assembly.
AUGCAUCGCAUUGAAUCGGCCAUCGAAAAAGCAGUCAAGCUCCGUUCCCAUGGAAUAUUUGUCAGCGAAUCGUUCGAUUUGGCAAGGCAACAAGCAAAAAAUGCAUUGGAGCAAAAUAUUACGCCAUUUCCAGUAGUCAUUAAAGACUGUUUCCUGUAAGAAACUUAAAAAAAACGCAAUACCGUAUCACACAGUGAUAAUUUGCAGAACAAAAGGAAUAACGACGACAUGCGCAUCGCAAAUGCUCGAAAAUUAUCAACCACCAGUGAAUUCGACCAUAGUCGAAAGAAUCGUAGCGAAAGGAGGAUGCAUUAUCGGAAAGACGAAUCUGGACGAGUUCUGCAUGGGAACGUCAUCAGCGCUAGGCCACUUCGGCCCGGUCAAAAGUGCUCUUUCCGAAGCGUCAGCAGAUGAUUGGACGAUUCCCGGUGGUAGUUCUGGAGGAUCUGCAGUCGCCGUUCAAACAGGAAUUGCCGAUGUGUGGGUUUAUUCAUGCGCCACUCUUUGGAAAAUGGUCUAAUUUCAGCGCCCUCGGAUCAGAUACUGGAGGUUCCACAAGAAACCCGGCAGCAUUCAACGGAGUGUUCGGAUUCAAGCCGACGUACGGAGUUCUCUCUCGUCACGGCCUAAUUCCACUCGUCAACUCUCUCGACGCACCAUCCAUUUUCGCAAGAAGUGCCGAAGACUGCUGGAAGUUUUUACAGAAUAUGAAAGGAAUCGACGAGGCGGACGCCACUUCCUUCGAUCUUCCAGAAACGUCAGAAAUUGACUCUGUGAAAGGACUAAAAAUCGGAAUUCCGCUCGAAUAUCACAACGAAUGUUUAUCGGAGGAUGCCUGGCGACUCUGGAAUCGAGCAGUGGGACUAUUAAAGAAAGGCGGAGCUGAAAUUCGACAAAUCAGUCUUCCCACCACAAAGUUUUCUCUCGCCUGCUACUCUGUUAUUGCUGCUGCAGACGUGGCUUCUAAUAUGGCCAGGUUAGUAGACACGUGGAUUCUUCUCGUUUGCGAAUUAUCUUCCUUCCAGAUAUGACAGUGUGGCUUACGGCCAUCGUUCAUCCCGCGACUCAUCCACCUAUGAAAUGUACGCUUCCUCGAGAUCGGAAUCUUUGAAUGCAGUUGUUAGAAGACGAAUUUUUGCCGGAAAUUACUUUCUCAUGAAACAGUCAGUUUCUUAGCUCCAUCUCUCCGUCAAUUAUAUUUUCAGGUACCGUAAGCUUUAUUACGAGCGGGCACUGAGAGUCCGCAGAGCCAUCAAUGACGAACUGCGAGCCGCGUUUAAAACAGUUGAUAUUAUCGUUACUCCGACCGCAUCUGGGGCCGCACCAAAGUAUUCCGAACUGAGGAAUACGCUUUUCUCGAAGGAGGACGACGACGACUACUUUACGCAGGCGGCCAAUCUUGCAGGCGUUCCGUCUAUCUCCGUGCCUGUUGGAACGAGUGAAAGACUGCCGAUCGGAGUGCAGUUGAUGGCCGAUCGACUGAACGAUAGAACUGUUUGUGACGUGGCACGAAUUCUCACUACAUCGUUUAACUAUUAA